AUGUCUGAUCAUUCGUCAUCUAAUAACCGGCCUGACAAAAACGUUGCCAAUAUUAAUCCGCCUGAUGUGGAUCCUAAUACGAAUAUCUGGGGGGAAAAUUCUCUAAAAUCUUUCGCAGAGUCUAGGACUACUGGCCCUCACCAUCAGGGGGCUGAUGGUGAGGGUCCGCUUAUGUGUGACUACCCUGAUACCGACGAAGAUUCCCCGACGAGUAGCCUGGAAAGCCCCCAAAAGAGCACCUUUAAUGAUCGUGAAGGUCAAGCUCAUAAACAAAAUGGUCUUAGGACCUUUUAUGAUGAUGAUGAUGAUGAUGAUGAUGUCAGCUCCGACGAGUUAGAGAGAAAUGACAAUGAGAACCUAGCUGGGCGUGCUGGGUCAGACCAGAAUCUUUUGAAAGAAAACAAACCCGUGGGAGAGAUGUCGAAAUUGGUCGAUAAAGAUAUCGAAGAAGAGGAAAUAGAUAGCCUUUUAGACCCGAAGACUCCCGAGGGUGGGGAUUGGGAACCCACCGAGGAGUGUAUGAAGAGAAGUCUAGAUAUUGUGAGCAAGAGGCUUAAAGAAUGGAAGCGGUCUCGAAAAUACCGAAAGAAGAGAACCGUCCCAGAGAGAUGUUUAUUAACAUAA
Morchella sextelata is the source of this 624-nucleotide messenger RNA. RefSeq lists its product as uncharacterized. The transcript has 6 exons. The coding region runs from base 1 to 624 and encodes 207 amino acids. The record is from RefSeq and is a predicted model, not a curated record. NCBI's taxonomy places the organism in Eukaryota, Fungi, Ascomycota, Pezizomycetes, Pezizales, Morchellaceae.